CCCCCCGCAAAAAAAAAUUCCCAGUCAAACCAGGCGUAUAAAAAUUCCUCCUGCCCCCCACAGCGCUGGUUUCAGUGCAGACAGCGGGCAGGUUGCGGUUGCGGUGCCCCCCCGGGCUGCAGGGGGGGGCCCGUCAGGCGUUAGUGGCCUAUGGGUAGGGAAAGGUCAGGCUGGUGUCCCGGGAAUGGGAGACGAAUAAGACGGACUGGACUCGGAGGCAGGCGGACGUGGCGACGAAGGGUGCGGAUGACGGUUAUCAACCAGCACCCCCCGUUUCGACUUGGCGAUGUCGGUUUCGACUCGGCGACGCUGGAUCCGGCGCGCCGGCGUCGCCCGUCUGCCUGGAGAGCAUCUGUCCGAACGUCCUCGGGCGCUUUGAAGAAGGCAGGCGAGACUCCAGGAAACCUGCGGCCAAGACUCGUGAGGAGACUGGAAAGGUCUCACUACGGCCAGCUGGAGAAAAUGAGUGAUCUGGUGGCUGUAUGGGAAGUAGCUCUAAGUGAUGGUGUUCACAAGAUCGAAUUUGAACAUGGAACCACAUCAGGGAAACGUGUUGUGUAUGUCGAUGGAAAGGAAGGCCUUCGACACAGUUUCGCACCCUAUCCUCAUUGGGAAGCUAGCAGACGGUGGAGUGGACACCUACACGGUCAGGAAGAAAUAAGAAAAGAAUGGAUGUUCAAAUUAGUAGGUAAAGAAACAUUUACUGUUGGAGCAGCAAAAGCAAAGGCAACCAUUAACAUUGAUGCAGUGAGUGGCUUUGCCUACGAGUACACCUUGGAGAUCGACGGCAAGAGCCUCAAGAAAUAUAUGGAGAGUAGGUCAAAAACAACAAAUACCUGGGUAUUAAGCUUGGAUGGUAUGGACUGUAGAGUUGUUUUAGAGAAGGACACUAUGGAUGUCUGGUGCAACGGUAAAAAAAUGGAAACAGUGGGUGAAUUUGUAGAAGAUGGAACAGAAACUCACUUCAGCGUUGGUAAUCACGAUUGUUGCAUUAAGGCUGUUAGUAGUGGAAAGCGAAGGGAAGGAAUCAUUCAUACUCUUAUUGUGGAUGACAGAGAAAUUCCAGAGGCUGUGGAGUAGCCUCUAUUUAAUCCAGCUGUGUUAGAAAUAAAGAUCAGGGAUUUUCAAUUACUGUGGUAAUUAAUUAUUUUAAUACGUACUACUUGGUACAUUUAGUUUGUGCUGUUUUUAUUUUCUAAUUACUGUAUAUGAAAUUAUAUUCUCCGAGAACCAGAUGAGCUGUCUGAUUAUAUACAACCUCAUACAUUGCCAGUUUUUUGUAAAUUGUAUAAAUAUAUUGUAUAACACUAAAGGGAAGAGGGCAAAGUGGACUGAAAUCAAUUGUUCACGAGGGACACUUUGCUACAACAAAAUAUGAAAUAAAUAAGUAGCAAGAUCUGAUUUUAUUUUA
Messenger RNA from Alligator mississippiensis (American alligator), 1411 nucleotides. RefSeq names its product Fas apoptotic inhibitory molecule (gene FAIM). The transcript has 6 exons. Gene Ontology annotation, biological process: positive regulation of neurogenesis; canonical NF-kappaB signal transduction; negative regulation of extrinsic apoptotic signaling pathway via death domain receptors. Bases 151 to 1080 code for a protein of 309 amino acids. NCBI's taxonomy places the organism in Eukaryota, Metazoa, Chordata, Crocodylia, Alligatoridae. The record is from RefSeq and is a predicted model, not a curated record.